CGCCUCCCGCCGGCCGAGCCCAUCUGUCCCGAGCCAUGCGACUGCCAGCAGCACCAGCACCUCCUCUGCACCAACCGGGGCCUGCGCUCGGUGCCCAAGGCUGCCGAGCCCCAGGAUAUCCUCACCUACAGCCUCGGGGGCAACUUCAUUGCCAACAUCUCCGCCUUCGAUUUCCACCGCCUGGCAGGGCUCCAGCGCCUGGACCUGCAGUACAACCGGAUCCGCUCGCUGCAUCCCAAGGCCUUUGAGCGCCUGGGUCGGCUGGAGGAGCUCUACCUGGGCAACAACCUGCUGCCGGCGCUGGCCCCCGGAACCCUCAGCGCCCUGGCCAAGCUGCGCAUCCUCUAUGUGAACGCCAACGAGAUCGGCCGCCUCAGCGCAGCCUCCUUCUCUGGCCUCGGCAGCCUUGUCAAGCUGCGCCUAGAUGGCAACGAGCUGGGCUCGCUGGGCGACUCCACUUUCUCAGGGCUGCCGAACUUACUCUACCUACACCUGGAGUCCAACCGCAUCCGCUGGUUGAGCCGCGGUGCCUUCACUGGCCUGGCUAAGCUGCGCUUCCUCGACCUCUCGGGGAACCAGCAGAGCUCCCUUCGCCACCCAGACAUCUUUGGGCCGCUGCGCUCCCUCCACACCCUGCUGCUGGCUAGCAACAGCCUGCAACAGCUGGCAGGGGGGCUCUUCCAGCACCUGCCCGGCUUGGCAAAGCUCUCGCUCAGUGGAAACCGCCUGGCUCACCUGGCCCCAGAUGCCUUCACAGGGCUGGGUUCACUGAAGGAGCUGCGCCUGGAGGGAAACCUGCUGAGCCAUCUGCCCACUGCCCUGCUGGAGCCGCUGAGCAGCCUGGAGGCACUGGAUCUGAGCCGCAACGUGCUGACCGCCCUGCACCCUGCCACCUUUGGCCACCUCGGCCGCUUGCGGGAACUCAGCCUGCGAGACAACGCGCUGGCCACCCUCCCCGGUGAGCUCUUUGCCUCCAGCCCGGCUCUCUACCGCCUGGAGCUGGAG
Pygoscelis adeliae (Adelie penguin) is the source of this 1005-nucleotide messenger RNA. It is a transcript of the gene TRIL, whose product is annotated as TLR4 interactor with leucine-rich repeats. Gene Ontology annotation, cellular component: plasma membrane. The annotation marks the transcript as partial. The transcript has a single exon. The record is from RefSeq and is a predicted model, not a curated record. NCBI's taxonomy places the organism in Eukaryota, Metazoa, Chordata, Aves, Sphenisciformes, Spheniscidae. Gene Ontology annotation, molecular function: protein binding.